AUGGACAGGGCCAGGCAGCAGCAGGCACUGACCCUCCUCCCUGUCUGUCUGGCUCUCACCUUCUCCCUCACUGCUAUGGGCAGCAGCCACUGGUGUGAGGGGACCCGGCGGACCACAAAGCCCCUGUGCCAGGACUCGCUGGGAGGGCCCAACUGCAUUCACUUCAGCCGGGCCAGAGGCAGUGGUGGCAGGAGUGACAACGCAGACCAGGCUGUGCAGUACAUUUGGGAGAUGGGAGAUGACAAGUUCAUCCAGCGCCGGUUCCACGCGGGGCUCUGGCAGUCCUGUGAGGAAAGCCUCAACAGCACAGGUGAACAGUGCCGAAGUUUCUGGAGUCUAAUCCCAGCUGAAGAACAAGGUGUCUUGUGGCUCUCCAUUGGGGCUGAGGUCCUGAAUGUAUUUCUGAUGCUGACAAGUGCCAUCCUCUUAGGGACAAAAGUGAGUUGUUGCAGCUCAGGAUUCAACUGGCUCAAGGUGGAUGCCUCGGUGGCCAUUCUCAUGGUGCUCGCAGGGCUCCUGGGCAUGGUGGCCCACAUGAUGUAUACAACUAUAUUUCAAAUCACUGUGAACCUUGGACCAGAAGACUGGAAGCCUCAGACAUGGGACUAUGGCUGGUCAUAUUGUCUUGCCUGGAGUUCUUUUGCCAUCUGCAUGGCUGUGGCGGUCACAGCCACCAGUAGAUACACUACAGCCCACCUGGAGUGUCGGGAGAAGCAGAGGGCAAAGCAGAGCAGUCGGCACCCUCAGCACAACAACCCAGGACCUGACAGUAAGAAGAAUAUCUGGCAAACAAAAACUGUUCCCAGCCCUGCUGGACCUGUCUUUGUGAAAGUAGCACGGCCCUUGCCACAAGAUGUCCCAGGCAAGGUGUCUGCAUGCUAG
This is a messenger RNA of Dipodomys spectabilis (banner-tailed kangaroo rat), 882 nucleotides long. It is a transcript of the gene Gsg1l2, whose product is annotated as GSG1 like 2. Gene Ontology annotation, cellular component: plasma membrane. The record is from RefSeq and is a predicted model, not a curated record. Bases 1 to 882 code for a protein of 293 amino acids. The transcript is spliced from 5 exons. Lineage: Eukaryota; Metazoa; Chordata; Mammalia; Rodentia; Heteromyidae.